AUGUUUUCAAAAAAUAUUUUAAUUAUUAAUUUCAUACUAAUAUGCUGUCAUUGUUUAAUAUUUAUUCACACUGAACACUUGACACGUUAUCAACGUUCAUUAGGUAUGAAAAAUAUCAAAUUAUGGCCAAAUGGAAUUGUCCCAUAUAUUAUUGAUGAUAUUGACAAGUCGAAAUCUAAGGAUUAUAGUGAAAUGUUUUCAGAAGUCGACGUCUUGUUAAUCAAAAAGGCUAUAUCAAUUAUUGAGGCAGAAACAUGUAUACAAUUUCAAGAUAUGACUUCAAGAAGAAAUACACGCAAUCUAGUAGAUAGGCAUUUGAUACGAAUAAGAGGUCGUGGGCAAAGAGGUUGUUAUUCACACUUGGGUGUAGCGCGCAAUAAGAAUCAAGUUCUUCGCUUGGGUCCUACUUGUCGAUCUGUUGGUCAAAUUCUACAUGAACUGCUUCAUGCAUUAGGUGUAAUGCAUGAAAUUAUGAGACCAGAUCGUGAUCAAUAUGUGAUUCUGCAUGAAGAAAACAUUGAUAAAGCAUAUUUACCAGAAUUUAUGAAGAUUAAAGAUCAUCAGUCAAUUUUAGCCGAUCGUCCAUUUGACUUUCAAUCCAUCAGUUUAUAUGAUCCAUUUACAUUUACAUCAAACGGUAAUCCAGUAUGGGAGCCAAUUAUCAACUCAGAUGAUAUACCAUUGUUUUCAAUUAGUGAGAAAUAUUUAUCCUUUGAAGAUACAGUUGGCUUAAAUCGAUUGUAUCAGUGUGAUAAAAACUGUUCUAAUCAAGACGGACCUUGUAAACCAGGAGAAUUCAGAAAUAAACAUUGUAUCUGUCAAAAUGCAUCACAAUACGCUUAUGAAAGAUGUCAUGAUGAUGUUAAUCAGACUGCAUACUGUAGUAAAGCAAUCAGUGAAAAUAAAUGUUACGAUGAAGCACGAUAUGCUAUACCUUAUUGCAGACGUACAUGUGGAAGAUGUUUUCGAGCAGGGUCAAUGGGAAUAUCAACACCUCCAAAAAAGGGUAAGUAUGCUUAA
Molecule: messenger RNA, 1020 nt
Organism: Trichobilharzia szidati
Lineage: Eukaryota; Metazoa; Platyhelminthes; Trematoda; Strigeidida; Schistosomatidae
Source: the annotation of a GenBank genome assembly